Messenger RNA from Ooceraea biroi (clonal raider ant), 1877 nucleotides. Its product is annotated as heparanase. Gene Ontology annotation, cellular component: extracellular matrix; membrane. The record is from RefSeq and is a predicted model, not a curated record. NCBI's taxonomy places the organism in Eukaryota, Metazoa, Arthropoda, Insecta, Hymenoptera, Formicidae. Gene Ontology annotation, molecular function: hydrolase activity, acting on glycosyl bonds.
CUUUUCGCGUGAAUAGCUCUCGUAGCACGACGGCGGAAAUUCGAUUAUGCGAACCGUCAACUCUUCGGCGAUGCGUAAAAAGCGCACGCGAACGCGCGUGACAUUUCAUCUGUUGUGAGUCUCGUUGGGAAUCUUGUCACCGAAAAUGAGCUACUUCGUGAACAAUGACUGGAGCAAGAAUCAGUAUGAAAACCUGGGCGAUAUUCGUCCACGAAGCGGCUCAGCGGUUCGCUCCAUUUCUUGUUGCAUCGCACUGGGUCUGAGCUCGAUGCUGUUGAUACUCUCGUUAUGGAGCUUCAGCAUCCAAACUCCAACGAUUCGCAUCCAUGUGCUGCACUUCGAUAAGUGGCAGCCCCUUCUGCGUACCAUCUCCGAUAAGUUUCUGUCGUUUGGUCUGGAUACUGGAUUGCUUCGGAAGAUGAACGAAUUGCCGGUUGGACAGGAGAAAUUUAUCAAUCUCGCACGGCAUUUGAGCCCCGCUUAUGUCAGGGUGGGUGGAACUGCCGCGGACUGUCUGACAUUUGAUCAAAAUCAGUUUGUUGCAAUGCUUAUGAUCCGGAUCCAGCAAAAGUCUUCCGAAAAGAUCCUCAGCCCUGUAGAUGGCCAGAAUAUCAGUAACUUCACCAUUUCGGGCGCGGAUCUGCUUGCUAUAUAUGAUUUCACGGUGAAGGCCGAAUUGCGAAUGAUCUUUGACUUGAACGUGCUGCUCCGAAAUUCAGACGGAUCCUGGAAUGACACGAACGCGCGAGAAAUCAUCGCGUUUGCCAAGAAUCAGAAUAUGGAGCUGGACUGGCAGUUGGGAAACGAACCAAAUUCCUUCAAACACGUGUUCGACGUGGCGGUCUCCGCGAUCGAGCUCGCGAAGGACUACGACCGCUUGAGACAGUUGUUGAACGAGGCGGGUUACAUCGAGAGCAUCCUCGUCGGACCGGAAGUGAAUCACGUCGGAGAGGCGAGUAACGUCGGAGAGAAAUACGCUGAAACGUUCCUCAGGAAUCAGAGGAGCACCGUGGACUAUGUCACCUGGCAUCAGUAUUAUCUGAAUGGAAGAGAGGCUAAAGUCAAAGAUUUCGUGACUCCACUUAUUUUUAAUUGGUUACCAGGGCAAAUCAAGGGCAUGGAGGAGUUUGUCGUCGCAUCGGGGAAAAGUAUCGCUAUGUGGCUGUCGGAAACCAGUACUGCGUUCGGUGGUGGCGCGCCCGAAUUGUCUGACAGAUUUGUCGCUGGAUUUCUGUGGCUGGACAAACUGGGGUGUGGCGCUAGCACAGGUAACAUAGGACUGAAUGUCAUCACGAGGCAAUCGUUGUUUGGCGGAAACUACGCUAUGGUAUCGCCCGACCUCGCGCCAAAUCCCGACUGGUGGGUCAGCGUCUUCUACAAGCAAUUCGUGUCGGAGAAGGUCCUGAAGUUACCACCAAACGAUCUCAGUCACGUGCGAUUAUACGCACACUGCACGCCGAGAAGAGCUCUCAUCGCCCGGGUGCCCGCUGUCACGAUCUACGGGAUGAACAUCGACAGAAACGCGGUCCGCGUGGACAUUCCGGAGUUAUUCGUGCAGCCCAGCAAACUCGUGAAAAUAUUCUUCUACUCCUUGACUGCCGACUAUCUUCAGUCGAGCGAGAUAAAGGUGAAUGGCGAAGUACUGAAGCUGCGACCGAAUGGCGAUCUGCCACCAUUUCGACCUAGAAUACUCGACCCCACGGAUCCCAUAAUCCUACCGCCGUACUCGAUGGCGUUCAUGGUGAUUCACGGUCUCGAGGUUCCCGCCUGCUCGGUGUGAACUCCCAGGGAACGCGACAAGUCGAUUUUAUUACGUUUAUACUGCGUACCUUUUAUGUUUACUGUAUACCUACUAUAUUAUUAAACAUUUAUACGGU